Molecule: messenger RNA, 567 nt
Organism: Debaryomyces hansenii CBS767
Lineage: Eukaryota; Fungi; Ascomycota; Pichiomycetes; Serinales; Debaryomycetaceae
Product: DEHA2E05170p
Exons: 1
Coding region: 1-567 (188 amino acids)
Source: RefSeq, a predicted model, not a curated record
AUGAGCUACAAUUAUAAAAAUAGGCAUCUUAGACGGGAAAUUGGGCGUUCUGAGUGGCAUCUGAAGCACUGCCAAGGUAAUUUUAAGGUGGUGUUGAAGUAUGGAGAAAAGGCGGUCAGCAGACCUCUAAUCGGAAGGGCCAUGGGUAAUGGAGGCAAUAUCAUCAGUACCUUCCUAACAAAUAUAUUACGCAAUAAAGGUAAGAUCGGCGAAUACAUUGAAGAGACUCGUAAUAUACCUAUAGGUAUGUCGUGGCAGAAGAACGAUGCAACAAUAAGCAUAGAUACCUGUGCUGCGAAAAACGAAAAAUGCAACAUCGAAGCAGCAAGCGAACAGAUAAAACAGGCAGCGGCAUGGAUGGAUAGAACAAUAGAUAAAUAUCCUUAUGGCAGAUUUUAUGAAAUGAAUUUCUCAAAUAACGGAAUGUGGACCUUAUGCUUGAAGCUAGUGAGGAAUGAUAUGUUCGAUAAAGGGUCUGAGACGCACACGCCGGUUCAAAACUUGGAAGCUAAUGAAGCGCAUUACGAUGGUGAGAGGCCUGACAUAUCACCAUAUGAUAAAUUGUAG